This is a messenger RNA of Puccinia graminis f. sp. tritici CRL 75-36-700-3, 670 nucleotides long. RefSeq lists its product as uncharacterized. Lineage: Eukaryota; Fungi; Basidiomycota; Pucciniomycetes; Pucciniales; Pucciniaceae. Bases 92 to 670 code for a protein of 192 amino acids. The record is from RefSeq and is a predicted model, not a curated record. The transcript is spliced from 4 exons.
UCUGGAGGUCCGGUCUGUUCAAUUGAUUUGGGGAUCUUUAUAAAUCUCACCGGCCAGCUAAAGGGUACAACUAGUUCUGAAACCUUUCACCAUGCUCACCUGGUUAUUUUGUCUGCUGCUCAUCGAAAAAUGCUUUGCAAUGCAUUGCCCUCAACGAUCACCUCUGUGUCGCCCUCGAGAAGAUCAUCACAUCGUUACGAUCGAUACUUUGUCGCCGGAUCCAAUCGAUCCAAUCCAGAAAGACUCAUGUAUUGGUGCCUCAACAAACACAGAAGCUUAUGACCCUGAAAGACCGGCAGUUCAUUUGGCUUACAGUUCCAAUCAUCGAGGGGACGAAAAUCCGUCAACGAGCAUUGCGAUUGACAAUCACCCAGCAGAGAUUGAAAAGAUGACCCGAAGCAAAAAUUCGAGGACUUCCAGCUUACAGGAUCCAAUAUCUCUGUCACCCAUUCCUAAUGUGGAGCUUAUCUCAAAUGAAUCCGAACAGAUAGCGAACCAAUGCGCCCGGAAAUCGACCAGUCGGGAUCGGAUAUCAAUCAGCCAGGACCGAAGAUCAAUCGAUUCGGAUUGGAAACCAUUCAAUCAGAACGGGAAAACGAUCAGUCAGAAAUUGAAGCGUGCACUCAUUGCCACAGAAGAUUUCAUUCUGAAUGCCUCCAAGCCUGGCUAA